GAUUAGAUACCCCUUCGUGCGGCUUGGUCGGGGCAGGGCUCUGAUUGUUUGCCCCCGAAAGUCUCGGAGGAGAGCCAAGUCCCCUCGGCCAACCCUAUGGUUCAUGAUGCGGUCGUGCAAGGGCUUGGAGAACGUGUUCGUGACCUGGAACGAAUCGAAUGCCGAGUCCAAAAGAAAAAACGGCGAUUCGAUGUACCGAACCAGGUUUCGGGGGAAGAAACACGCCCCCGCCCCCAUUUUCGCCGUGCACCGUCUGGGCAACGCGUUGUCCGGACGGUGCAAGCUCACGACAUCGCGGAAGACGUCAUCAAAGAAGGCCACACGCUGGGGGUCUCGGACGCGGAGGAAGAGCGAGCUGUCGGCGAGACACUUCACUCUCACAUUCUCCGGGAAAAGGCGCCGGAAGCGGUCGCAGUGCACCAUGACGCCGAGACCGCAGGACGAACCCCCGGCAAGGAGGACGUUACGGGCACUUCCGAGCCUUUUCGUCAUCAGCUCCUCGACGACAACCCGGAAAAUCCUCGCCCCCCGGUAGUACAGGCCCGUGGCGGGGUCAGGCUUCUCGACAUUGCCCGAGAACGACCCCCCGUCACAGGAUCUCACCACCACACGAUUCCAAUCGUGAAAAUAAGAAUCGUUGGGGUGGGGAGACAGAAAAUGAUGCUUCGAGAAAUUGUAGGGCUUCAUGAGGCGCGAAGAACCGACAUCGGUUUUCGACCGGUUGGCACAGCUCUAAACAGAACCAUCGGGAGUUUGAUGCAUGGUGGAGUUCACACACCAGCCGGCGCCUUGGAUGAAAACGACCCAGUUCGUCGCCCCUUCUCAUCCUUUUCCGGCGUCCCAUUCGUAAGCCGGCGGGCUACCAUCAAGGCAAACGACGCCUUGGGAUACAGCGCCGGGAAGGAUGCUGAGAACAUAGGAGACAUUGAUUGUGUGUUGGAGGAGCAACAACAACACAACAGAGAGAAUUAUUUUAAGGAGAGGGAGAGGUGUGGUGUUUUCUGUUGCCAUACUGUGCUAGCUAGCAGCGUGAUUAUGGAGGAGAGCUAGCAAAGGCUAGUAGCUAGGUGAAUUAAAUUGAAUUGUGGGGG
Cuscuta campestris is the source of this 1091-nucleotide messenger RNA. The record is from the annotation of a GenBank genome assembly. Lineage: Eukaryota; Viridiplantae; Streptophyta; Magnoliopsida; Solanales; Convolvulaceae.